This is a messenger RNA of Colletotrichum tamarilloi, 132 nucleotides long. RefSeq lists its product as uncharacterized. The transcript has a single exon. Lineage: Eukaryota; Fungi; Ascomycota; Sordariomycetes; Glomerellales; Glomerellaceae. The coding region runs from base 1 to 132 and encodes 43 amino acids. The record is from RefSeq and is a predicted model, not a curated record.
AUGUCAACAUCACAGAAAAUUGCCUUUCUAUUUGCACAGCACGGGCUGAAUAUGCGUCGGGCUGCUGGCACACAAAACUAUGACCGAUCAGGUCUUUGGAAUCUUUCUAGACGAAGUCAUUGCGAAGCUUGA